Messenger RNA from Cyprinodon variegatus (sheepshead minnow), 4508 nucleotides. Its product is annotated as A-kinase anchor protein 6-like. The record is from RefSeq and is a predicted model, not a curated record. The transcript is spliced from 6 exons. The coding region runs from base 24 to 4508 and encodes 1494 amino acids. Lineage: Eukaryota; Metazoa; Chordata; Actinopteri; Cyprinodontiformes; Cyprinodontidae.
AGUCCCUGUGUUCAGAGAUUCAAAUGCGGCGACGAGGAGUUGCUUCUGUGCUGAAACUGUGCCAGAAGAUGUUGCAGCAGAGCCAGUUGAGUCUGGUGGCGGAAACAAGCCCCGAAACGGAGCAGCACCGAGAGGCCCUGCAGCUGAUGUCAAUCAACCUGGAGAGAAGGUGGGAGGCCAUAGUGAUGCAGGCACUACAGUGGCAGAACAGACUGAAGAGGGAGCUGGGAGAGCAGGUUAAUGGAAACAUUCUGGAAAAAGGCUUAGUGAGCCUGGACAAGAUUACCCCAGUAUCACUGGACUCUGUGGCAGGGGCACCAGAUGACUCGUGGGAAUGGGAUGAAAUAGAUAUGACCGUCAUGGAAGCAGAGCAACAAGACGUACUACAACCUGACCUUACCACAAACCUCCCCAUAACUGUACAAUCAAAUUUGCCCUCAGACACUCAGUCCAAUGAGAUUGAAAUGGAUAUCCAAGACACAGAGCAAAAGAAGAUGUCAUCACUGGAAGUGCAGCACAGUGUUAACUCUGAUUCUCCCCCAAAAAAUAACAUAUAUCAGGUUUACAGCCUCCACAAUACUGAAUUAUGUAAUCCCCCUACAUUUUCACCAACUUUUACACUAAGGUACAUAAAUAAACCUCUAACAAACAAAGAACAUGUUUUGUUGAAGAGUAUGAGUAAGGAUUCUUUGUUGUCUUCCAAUGAAACCCUUCCAGACCUCUUGGGAGGUUUGAUGAAGAAUAGCCAGCAACAAAAGGGGAUCAGUGAUGUUUGGAAUAAUGAAAGUGAGAGUGGCAGAAGAAGUGAGAAGUCGGAAAAUGUUCUAGGAUCGGAUUGCGAGAGCGGGAUUGUAAGUGACAAUGGAGAUUCAGAGACAUCAACACACUCCAAACUGGAUAAGGAUGUAGAAAAACAAGAAAAAAGAGACCUGGGGAAGGUUGAUGAAAAUCAAGAACAUUAUAAUUAUAAAAGAAGCAAGAUGGGAAUUUGUAAAAAUUUGGAGGAAUGGGAAAUGAAAGAGGUGAGAUGGGAACCCCAAGGAAACAGGCAGGAGGAGGAAAAGAAGGGGUGCAAAGAGGAAGGAGGGGAGGCUGUUGAAAUAGUAAUCAAUGGACAGGGAAUUCUGACCCCUGCAAAUUCAGACUCUGACCUUGAUGUAAAAGAACUUGAUGGCUCCUUCAAGAUUUUCAUGACCUCAGGAGACAAGUCAGAGUUUAAUAGUUACCAUUAUAAUAGUUUUCCAACGCCACAAUCAAUCAACAGGAUAUUAAGUCCAGAUUUGUCUCAGAGCUCUUCUUUUGAGUCUCUGUUGGCUCUGGGUAUUGAACUAUUCCCGUCUAAAGAACGUCUCCAUCAAAGCACGUCUUUGGAAAGUUUCCUAAAUCAGUGCAAUAGUCCUGACAAGGUGGAGGCAGGCAGUGUCACGAGUCCCAGUCUGCUGAACCAAGUACAGGAGGAACAUAAUAAUAAGGCUGGAUCAAGAGGAAACAUACAUAUUGUAACCGAGACAUCUGGGGAUCUUAGCCAAAAAACACUUGACCUCCUGAAACGUUUGGAGAACAUUCAGAAUCCUCUGGUGGGGAAAAUGACACGCAGCGUCUCUGACAUGUCAAUUCAAAGCAGCGCCCCACAAAACAACCAGUUACCUACUUCCCCCUCUUUAGGUUGCCAAAACACCCCACUCUCUGGAAUCUUAAGCACUUCAUGGAAAGAUGAGCGAAUGCUAAUGAAUGAGACUUUAUCAAAAGUAUCACUUAACGAAGUGAGUAGCACAAAAGACUCAUCUCUGGAAUCUGAGGACUUUGUCAGACUCAGAAAUCAGUAUCACCGUUUUCUAGAUCCAAGCAUGGCAGCUAGUGCCACAUCCAGUUCUCGUAGGAAACAUUGCUACAACAGCAAGAGGGGCGGUAAAGGUGUAGAUGAGUCUGAUGCUGCCAGUUUAAGCAUGGUGGUAAACGUCUCAUGCACUUCAGCAGGCACAGAUGAAGAUGACAGUGAUCUGCUUUCUUCCUCCACACUGACACUUUCUGAAGAGGAACUUGGUGUUCGGAAGGAACAGGAUGGCUGCGACAAGAGGGUAAAUGGCGUAUUUACCGGCAUUGAGGAUGAGGAGGACAAUGAUGAAGAUGACAUAGACACAUCCUAUGAACUAGGGCUGGAGUAUAUGAAGACAGAAUUACAGAGGUGGAUACGCUCUCCCUGCACCUUUGCUUCCUCCUCAGUCAAAGUAGAGGCAGGACUUUUAGAUGAGUUGCAGUGCGAAAGCACUCCAUCCUCUACUUUCACACGUUCACCUUCACAAUUAACAGAAACCUAUAGUCAGGAUGGGAACAAUACAAGUAGAAAAGCACACAAGAACAAAGUCAAUGUGAGAAAAAGCUAUAUCAGCCAGUUUGCAGAUGACGUGGAGAACGGAAAUAUAGACCACAACUGUUUACAUGUAAAAGAUGAAGAUGAUGAUCUUCUCCAAGAAGAAUCCGGCUUGUUCACUAAGAAAAGACAUACUGUAAAGGAGUUAUAUAUGAAUACCAAAUCAGAAGAGCCAGUCCAAGAUGGUGGCGACUUGAGAGCUGAAAAUGAUUCAAGUUUAACAAGAUAUAUUUGUUCAUCCCCUACCAGGGAUCACCAUCCCCUCUCUUCUAAGCGUGCUUCUUGUUUGGUGGGUGAGUUGAGGGGGGAGCUCCCCUGCCAUAGCACCUCCCUUCCUUCACCUCCUUUUCAGCCUACAGCCGACGGUAGAUCUCAUAGUUCGAUAGACAAAAGCCUCUCGAAUGCUGGACGUAAAGCCAUCACCAUUCGAGAGAAGUUUAAGUUCUCAUCACUGGUGACAGAGGAGACAAGGAGGGAAAUCAGAGCAAAAGAUUCAUCGCUGGCUUUGAAAAAGGGAAAUGAAUCACAUUUGUCCUGCUGUAAUCCCUCUGUCCUGUCAACCCAUCCGCAAAGCAGAAAUGAAUGCAAAGGGGAGAAUGCUCAUCACUUUGUAACUGAGGUUAUUGACAAAGCCUCUAUUGCACUGAAAAACAAAAAGAAUAAGUCAGAUGGAGAAAACCUGAGGGAGACCACUGGCUCUAUGCAAGACCCAUCCUCCGCAUCAUUAACACACAUCCGAGACAAGGUGCUUCAGCAAUGCCACAGGCCUCUCCAACUUCGGAAUGGAGACUUCUACUCCUACCUGUCACUCUCCUCCCAUGACAGCGACUGCGGUGAGGUCAGCCAGUGUGGUGAAGAGACGAGCUUGACUCCUGUGCCCUACAGCCUCCCAUCCUGUUUCAAACUGACACAAAACCUAAACAAUCUAAGACCCAAACUCAGCACCACACAGCCAGCAAAUUCAAUCCAAUCACCUCUCUUGACCAAAUCCUCUUCACCUCAUUUGACACCUGAGAACAAUGUUGGCCUGUUGGAUUUAAAGUGUUUUGACGGUGAAACUUGCAGUGGCCCUGGUGAAAGCCAAGCAGAGGAGUCUAAUAGCCCAUCUGUUUCCGUACCUAGCAGUCCUGACAUUAGGAAUGAAGAGACUCUGUUUAAAGCCUGUACAGAGGAAGUUUAUCUAGGCCCUCCUCUUUGCUACAGCAUUUUGGUGAAAAAUAAAUCUUUACCAUUCCAGCAUAAAGUGUGUUUGGAUACCUCUUCGGCUAGUGGCUAUGAGCUGACUGAAAACCCAAUUUGUUUGUCCCUAAUAGAGCCAAAUUCAGAGGAGGACAACAGGCUGACUGACCCGUCUUUGACCAAACAAGACUCUGGCUGCACAAAGGAAACACAGAACCUCUGUCCUCCUGUUUCCGAACCUUAUAACAGAUCAUUUUCCAACUCUUUGCUCUUGAAAGGCAACUCGAGUUUUCCAGGUGACAACCUUUUUUCUCCUGUGCCUGUUUCAACGAUUGCAAAAGAAGAAAAGCUCGGGGAAGACCUGUACCUGUCCUCUGAUGGUGUUGCAGGAAGAGUCUUCACUGCUGCGAAUGUCGGCAUGCCGCAGGAGGAGAGAAGUUGUAAUGAGGGGUCUUCUUAUCUUAAUCCUUGGAUGCGUGUUGCUCUGAUAGACUCCUUCACCACAGAAUGUUUGGGAGAUACUAAAACGCUUGAAUCCAAUAUGGGCACCAUAAUGACCAAGAUAAGUGUCUCCAGCUCUGCCACAAAUCCCUCAAAAAACCCAGCCACUGCCGCCACGCGUAUUAAUCCCAAAAUUAACUGCUUAGUGAUGAGAAAGCCUGAUAGAGAGGAGGAGAGGGGCAAAGAGGCAGAUACUCAAUGGGCAGAGGAGGAGAAGAGGAGAAGGGGGUGGAGCAGUGCACAGCAAGAAGAAAAGUCUACCACGGUGAAAAAGGUUAGUGUUCCAUCUUGCGGGGGUAUGGGCUCAGCUUGCGGGGGUAUGGGCUCAGCUUGCGGGGGUAUGGGCUCAGCUUGCGGGGUGCGAUGGAGCUGCUCUUACUCCUCUAUCCAGAAGCCAAACAAAGAGAAGGAGAACAUGAAGCUCACUAGAGUGAAACGCGCUGCCUUGGAAAAUUGA